Molecule: messenger RNA, 1293 nt
Organism: Cyphellophora attinorum
Lineage: Eukaryota; Fungi; Ascomycota; Eurotiomycetes; Chaetothyriales; Cyphellophoraceae
Product: Vacuolar protein-sorting protein bro1
Exons: 2
Coding region: 1-1293 (430 amino acids)
Biological process (GO): protein transport to vacuole involved in ubiquitin-dependent protein catabolic process via the multivesicular body sorting pathway
Cellular component (GO): endosome
Source: RefSeq, a predicted model, not a curated record
AUGGUGCAAGCCCCGAUGCUGUCAUGUCCGCUCAAGCAGACAGGUGAGGUGGACUGGGUUGGGCCGCUAAAGAAUUACAUUCGAAUGACAUACGGCGACGACCCGGACAAGUAUAAUGAGGAAUGCGCCACGCUCAAUCGCCUACGACAGGACAUGCGGGGAGCCGGUUCAGACAGUGCUUCUGGAAGAGACCUGUUGUAUAGAUACUAUGGCCAGCUGGAGUUGCUGGACUUGCGCUUUCCCGUGGACGAGAACCAUAUCAAAAUCUCCUUCACAUGGUUCGAUGCAUUCACACACAAACCAACCUCACAGUACUCACUGGCCUUCGAGAAAGCCUCUGUCAUCUUCAACAUCUCCGCCGUGCUUUCAUGCCAUGCCGCAUCACAGAACAGGGCCGAAGACAACGGCCUUAAGACGGCAUACCAUUCAUUCCAAGCCUCCGCUGGCAUGUUCACAUAUAUCAACGAGAACUUUCUACAUGCACCAUCACAAGACCUGAACCGAGACACCGUCAAGACUAUGAUCAGCAUCACAAUGGCACAGGCACAGGAAUCGUUCCUCGAGAAGCAAGUACGGGAUGGCAAGAAGUCAGGCUUGUUAGCCAAACUUGCGGCCCAGGCUCACUACCUGUACGGGCAGGCAAAGGAAGGUCUGGACACGGAGACGUCUAAGCUGGUCUUCGAUACGUCGUGGACAAAGUUCAUCCAGGUCAAGCAUCUGCAUUUCGAAAGUUUGGCCCAAUACUACCAGGCGCUCACUGAGGAUGAGGGCAACUUACAGGGUUCUGCUAUUGCGAGACUUGCUAUUGCUGAGAGAGCUAGCAAGGCGGCGUACCAGGCAUCUCGCACAUUUCCAGCCUCUCCCGCCAGCACGUCAAACCUAGGCUCCGACACCGCGUCCACUCUACAAGCCAUCACGAAGCGGCAGCUGGAGGUGGCACAGGAAAAGCAGAUCUCGCUCGUGAAGGACAACGACUACAUCUACCACCAGACUGUGCCAGCAGAGGCCGCCAUACAGCCCGUGACUAAGAUGCCUGCGGCUAAGGCGAUCCCUGUGUCGGAGCUGUACCAAGGUCAGGACAUCCAACGCAUCAUAGGACCCGACAUUUUCCAGAAAAUUGUGCCCAUGGCAGUUACCGAGCAGGCCAGCAUGUACGACGAGGAGAAGGCCAAGCUCAUUCGAUCAGAAGCCGAGAAGGUCGAACAAGCCAACGGCGAAAUGGCGGCAAGUCUAGAUUACUUAAAGCUUCCAAACAGCUUGAAUGUGCUGAAGGGCGGCCUGGAUGCGAGAUGA